AUUGUCCAUUAGACAUCACAGGGCCAAAAAAACCUCAUUGCAUUAGCAAAACGACACCGCAUUGUCGGUUUAUUGACAACCAGUUGGCAUGGAAACAAACCCCAGCGACUUUUGGUCGAUGCGUGUUUUACCUCCAGACAGAAGCAAUCAGAUUGAUUGGACUAUAGCGGUUAACAUCCUGAGUACUGCCAGUGUAGAUAACAGGAGACUCCUCUGACAUGGCGACGUUGGCGUUUACUGCCGUACUCUUAAGCCUUGCCUGCCUCGCUGAAGAAGUUAAAGGGAUGGAUUGCACAAUCAUGCAGGAGCCGGAUGCAGACUCAGAUUUCAAGUACCGAUGGGUGAUUCCUGUACGAGACCCAUGCCUCUGCACCAAGGUGUGGUUGGGUGGGAUGUCAAGUCAUACACCAAUCAGACCAUUCAAGGUGGAAUACCGUGACACCUUCCUUCAUAGUGGGGACAUCGAAGAGGUCCAGAACUGGCUGAAUUGCUCCUGCUCAUUCUUCGCGCCGCCCACUAACCCAUCUAGGUUCACCUUCAUCUUACGCCCUCUGUCGAUGCCUUUCCGUUUGAACUUCAAGCUGAAAUCUGCUCGCGAGCCCUUCGUAGCUCUGGCAGAGGGCGAAACGGAGGACUCAAUCUUUGCUGAAAUAAAUAUCGGCGGCUGGGGGAAUUCCAAAUCUGUCAUCAGACCUUGUCAAUCAGAUACAGGCGGUGCUUGUGACGUGGUACAGGUGGCGCACAAUGAGCAACAUAUCGUCACUGACAUGGAAUACCGCCCCUUCUGGAUCGACUACAAAGGGGGCGUGGUCAAGGUCGGUAAAGGCGGACAGGAGGAGGCUUUCUUGGAGUGGGACGCCGGUGCACAUUACAAUCGGGUGCCGACCCAUGUGCGCGUUGGCAUAGCGUCCUGGCACAUCGCUCCCUCAUACUUCAAGUUCUUUCAAUACUGUUAAAAACAUUGAAAGAGACUUUGGCAAGAACGUGUUCACCACCAAAUGAAAUAAGUUGGAAGGAUAUAAAAUCAUUAAAGAGUAGAAUAGAAACGUUCACACAACUAUGGCUUAAAUUUUGAUUUCGUUUCAUUUUGGCACUCAAAAGUUGAGCCUAUGGUUUACUUGUAAUUGUUUCUGUUCAACAGAAAAUGCCUCAAACGUGUGCGCUGGGACCGCCAUGUGAUUAAGCGUGAAACUGGCGUGGGACCUGAUAUCAAACAGUGAAUUGUCAUUUAUGUAAUAUGCAUUUUAUACGGUCUCGUUAUUACAUAUUUUUUCGAAAUACGAUGGCUUUAUUUACUGCUUGAAAUACGUCUAAACAAGGCAAAAGUCGCUGCCAGUGUCACUUGUAAACCAAAGUGGUUUUUAAUAUUUUGUGUGUGUAGAUGUCGGACAUUAUGUGAAUUGUCUGUGACACAGACCUCCUUUGAAAUAUGGAUAUGGCAGACUAUAAAAUUAUGAAACACUUUUAAAAGAAAUGCCAUCUACAGGCAAACGAUUUCUAUUUUACCUUUCACUGGAAUACAAAGCUCAUCCGUAAAUAAUCUUUUUAAUAUGAGAUAGCGGCAAGGAGAUUAGGCAGCAGUAGUAUUUGAAAGAAUGACAA
Molecule: messenger RNA, 1602 nt
Organism: Patiria miniata (bat star)
Lineage: Eukaryota; Metazoa; Echinodermata; Asteroidea; Valvatida; Asterinidae
Exons: 4
Coding region: 219-956 (245 amino acids)
Source: RefSeq, a predicted model, not a curated record